GUUGUUAUUAUUUAAACCACAAUAAUAUACAUAAUAUAACAAUAACACGUCUCUGAGGUUCAGUAUCAUCGUGUAAUGGGAAGAAUAGAUCUUUAAAAAUUAGCUGAUUAAAUAGACAAAUCGUACCAUGUCGUACCUCCUUCCACUUCUAGUCUCCUGUCUGCUCUCCACAGCUCUGGCAAACUCGGGAUACAAUGAAACAGCAGAAAACCCGAUUGAAAUCGUCCUGAAGGGUCCGCAGAAUUUUUUUGAGGACGUCGGCAAGGGAAUUCAGAAAGAGGUAGCGGAUAUAAAACAACCUGUGGAAGAAGCUGCUGUUUACAUAGGAUCUAGUCAAUGUUCAAAUGUAAAGAAGAUAGUGGGGGUGGCGUACGAACAGGUGCAAGGGGAGAAAGAACCAGAUCUCGAUCAGCUUAGUCUCAAUUUCAUCACCAAUGACUUCAGCAUAACGUACAAAUUGAACCGUGCUGCGCAGCUGAUACCGCAGUCUCAGGGCUACAACCCUCAUCAGAAGCUGUACAUCUACAUACACGGCUUCACAGAUGACCCUAGCAAGAAUAGCUUUACCAACAUCAGUACGGCCCUGUUUAGUCAAGGAUUAUGCAACGUAUUGGCUCUGGAUGGAAGCUCGCUGAUUCACUGGCUCUACCUCAGGUCAACCACAUACGUACGCUUGAUGGGAGAGAAGCUUGGGGAGGUCCUGGCCUCUAUGACUCAAAGUGGCGUGGAUCCUACGCAGAUCCACGUGAUCGGACAUAGUUUGGGAUCGCACAUCGCUGGUUUCACCGGAAAGCAGUUCACCAAGCUGACAGGCAUGCGAGUUGGACGCAUCUCCGGGCUCGACCCAGCCGGACCAUGCUUCAGCCACGUGGAUGAUGAUUUGCGGUUAAAAGAGACCGAUGCUGACUACGUUGACGUGAUCCACACGGACGCAGGUGUUUUCGGCCUUAAGGACCCUGUUGGUCACGUAGACUACUACCCUAAUGCCGGCGCCCAGCAGCCCAACUGCUUCUUCCAAACUUGCAGCCACAGCCGAGCGUGGUUGUACUAUGCGGAGUCUGUGGUCGACCCGAAGGCCUUCCCGGCUUUGAAAUGCAACGACUGGGACUCAUUCAAGAUUGGCAAUUGCUCGCAGGAUGUUACUUACAUAAGCUUCAUGGGCCACGCUUCCAUGCCUGGCACUACGGGCCUUUACUUCCUGCAAACGGCGGACAACCCACCCUUCGGGCUAGGCGAGGCUGGCAUCCGUUACAAGAACAAGGACGGCAUAAUCAAGAACCUCGCCAACGGAAUGACUGGAAUGACUGAAAUAAGUGGACAGACUGAACUGACAGGACUGCCUGAACGGACUGGUAUGUAUAAAGGAAAUGAUAAUGGUGCUAAAUCUAUAAUUAGAGGAGGUAUUCAAUGGGGGAACAUUGGUCAGAAAUUUCGACACGUUAUUAAAAAAAUAGUAGAUACAGCUAACUACAUAUUUUCCGAGGAAGGAGGAGCUUGUGAGGAGACCCGUAAAGAAGAUGUUCUUGAUAAGUGGGAAAAAACAAACAAAAAGAUCAUUGAAAACGAAAGACGUGAAAAGAGUGAAGAUGAUCUGAUCAUACCCGACAAUUAUUCUGACAACGGAGAUGACGACGAAGAUAUAACUGUAAUAAAAAAUAUUCCCGAUUCUCCUGAUUUUAAUGAUGAUAUGAACACGGCACUUGACGACGAUGACGAUUUCUCGGUUCCACCACAGGACGACAAAGAUGUAGGUAUAAUUAAACAUAUUGAUGUUAAAUAUGAUCCUCAUGGACUACACAUAGGCGGACGUCCACAUAACAAAGAUGUUCCAAAUCCGUACACUAACUAUUAUGAUAGAUAUAAAAAUCAAUAUUAUGGACAACAACGAAAGUGUCCCUACUCUCGACAUCAGAGAGCUUUCGAAGUUUGCAAAAAUCCAGAUGCGAAAAGACUUAGAUUUAGAAACGCCACAAGUAAAAGACUUUUAAUGAAAAAAAUGAAGCAGAGCAAACUUAAAGCGCGAAAUUCCGCAGCGAACAAAUUGAAAUGAAGACAAAAAAAUAUG
Molecule: messenger RNA, 2065 nt
Organism: Hyposmocoma kahamanoa
Lineage: Eukaryota; Metazoa; Arthropoda; Insecta; Lepidoptera; Cosmopterigidae
Product: pancreatic triacylglycerol lipase-like
Exons: 16
Coding region: 128-2050 (640 amino acids)
Biological process (GO): lipid metabolic process
Molecular function (GO): lipase activity
Source: RefSeq, a predicted model, not a curated record